UUGUGAUUUGUGUGCAAUGGCAGGUUCAUCAGGAAUAGUUGAAGGUGCAUUAGUCAAUCUGGACGAAAUUCAAAGGGUAUACAACAGUUUAGUGGCCAGAGAGGAUGAAAUAAACAAUGGACUGGAGACACUCCUUUCAAGACAGUGCCACUUGGAAGCAAAACUGCGUGGCAUUACUAAGGUGUUACCAAACCUGCAGAUUGUGCACUCUGAUGCUCGGCAACUUGCUGAAAUGAUAACAUUUACUUCCACUCUGGCAGAAAAUGUUAGUGCAAAAGUACGCCAGCUUGACAUUGCUAGGGGAAGGGUGUCUGAGUGUCAGCAAAGGGUUCAUGACUUACUGGAUCUUCAGUUAUGUAGCAAUGGUGUACAGACUGCUCUUCGGAAUGAAGAUUUUGAAAAAGCAGCUGCCCAUGUCCAUCGCUUUCUUUCCAUGGACCAGCAUCUUCUGAAACAGACUGCUGAUGACGUAGCUGAGGAUUGCACAAGUGUCACAAACUCAUUUUCUUUACUGCAUGAAGCAGCCGCCCAGCUGGGUGCUAUUGUCACACAGAAGUUUGAUGAAGCAGUACGUUCUGAAGAUUUGGCAUCAGUGGAGAGGUUUUUUAAAAUAUUCCCACUACUUGGGAUGAAGGAUGAGGGCCUGAUUAAGUUUUCACUGUACCUUUGUUCAAAGCUGCAGGAGAUGGCCCUCAAAAACCUGCGAGCUGCGCUUGAGACAAAUCCUUCUGACAAGCGAGCAGAUGUUAUUUAUGCAGAUACUCUGACACUCUUAUUUGAGGGAAUUGCUCGAGUUAUUGAGAUACAUCAACCCUUGAUAGAAACUUACUAUGGUCCAGGUCGACUGUUAAUGGUAGCUUCAUAUCUUCAGAGAGAAUGUGAUCGCCAGAGCUCGCGAAUACUUGCUGAGUUUAGCAAGUAUCGGAAUUUGGAAAAGAUUGUACAGCAAGUUAAUGAAUAUGUGCGUAGCAGUAAUUCAUAUAGCAAGCCAACAGACAAACUGGAUCCUAAGAAACUGGACCUGUUGCUUGGAGAGCUUACUAUCAUGCAUUCGCGUGCGGAGCUGUAUGUGCGCUUUGUUAGAAGAAGAGCUAUGAAUGACUUGGAAGUUGGUAUAUCUGACAUUCCUAGUCGGUCUGCAUCGAUAUCUGAGUUAGAAGCCAUGCUUAAUGGUAGUGAGCUGUGUCAUCGAAUGCAGGAAUUGUUAGGCAAUUAUCUGCUACUGGAACGGUAUUUUAUGGAGGAGAGUGUGAAGAAGGCUGUGGCAAUGGAUGCCAUGGAAGAGGGCUCUCACACAUCCAGUAUGGUGGAUGAUGUCUUCUUCAUUGUCCGGAAGUGCAUACGUCGUGCUAGCACCAGUUCUAGCCUAGAUGGGGUGUGUGCUGUUAUCAAUAAUGCUUGUGCUCUGCUAGAGACUGAUUUCUGUGAAGUACUGAAACAGCAGCUGCGGCAGGGCUAUCCAUCUGGCUACCUGGACCUAACACAAGCAUACAAUGUGCUGCACACCUCCAUACAGCAGGGACGCCUUCAGACAUCAGAUUCAGAACAAGCACGCCUUAUGUUCCUUGCUUACUUGAACAAUGCUGAUGUGAGCACAGAAUACACUGACACAUUGCGAAGAAGCCUGGCGGAUGAAGUCCCUUCUGUGUUGACAGCCAUGUCAGAAAAUGAAAAAGUUAAGUUGGAAAGCUGUUUAUCUGGUUUGGGCUCUGUAGCAGCCAGUUUGAAGGCUGUUAUUGACUAUGGGAUGCAGCAGCUCAGAGUGAGUGCCAUCAAACCUCGAGUGAAUCCAUGGGUGGACGCUUUCCUCUCUGUCAAUCAUCAACUUUCAGAGGAGGACUUUGCCAGUUAUGAAGCAAAUGAGCCAUUUAUUCAGAACCUGAUAAUGAACUUGGAGGGACUGUUGGGGCUGUUCAGGGGCUCUCUCACCACAAGCAACUAUGAUACUUUGGUUAGCAUCCUAGCAACUGAGGUCACCACUCAAAUGGAAAAAGUUGUGAUCAAGUCUACUUUCAACAGGUUGGGAGGACUAGUGUUUGACAAAGAAGUACGAGCUCUGGUGAGUUACCUGACCAGCACCACGUCAUGGUCCAUUCGUGACAAAUUUGCCCGCCUGACACAGAUGGCAACUAUACUUAACCUGGAGAGAGUGACUGAGAUUUCAGACUACUGGGGAAGUAAUUCUGGUUCUCUUACUUGGAGACUGACCCCUACAGAAGUCCGUCAGAUCAUGGCCUUUAGGACUGACUUUCGAAGCGAUGACAUCAAACGACUGAAACUGUGAAGCAGUGAUGUACAAAACAUGUCCCAAACUUUGAAGAAUCUGCCUUUGUCAGCCUGCUGUUUCUAAUGUGAAUUCCCAUGUGGUGCUUGGAAAGCAUAUUUUAGCUUCACAGC
Cryptotermes secundus is the source of this 2397-nucleotide messenger RNA. RefSeq names its product conserved oligomeric Golgi complex subunit 4 (gene Cog4). Lineage: Eukaryota; Metazoa; Arthropoda; Insecta; Blattodea; Kalotermitidae. The record is from RefSeq and is a predicted model, not a curated record.